Molecule: messenger RNA, 4181 nt
Organism: Cryptomeria japonica (Japanese cedar)
Lineage: Eukaryota; Viridiplantae; Streptophyta; Pinopsida; Cupressales; Cupressaceae
Product: disease resistance protein RUN1
Exons: 5
Coding region: 124-3993 (1289 amino acids)
Biological process (GO): signal transduction; defense response
Molecular function (GO): ADP binding
Source: RefSeq, a predicted model, not a curated record
AUUUAGCUUUAUCAAAAGCUCUUUGGUACUCCUUUCGUCAUACAAUGGGGUUCCUUAACAAGAAGCCUGCUUGAAUUUGUUAAUCUUUUGUUCUUUCUAACUGACGAAGCUCAAUCCAAUUCCAUGGCCUCUACUUCAGGUUUUAACAGUGGGCGUCAACUGGAGAACGAGAAUACAGAUGUUUCUGAAGCAACUCCAGUAGCUCGAACCACUCCUGCGACUUACUCACUGGUAAGCAUAUUGUCAUCCUGCUUUGAGUGGUGUUCUCUACUUUUCCCUUCGCGUUCAGAUCAAUCAAAUUCGUUAGCAUCUACAUCCACCACAAUUAGUCAAUCACAGAAUGAGUUUACAAAUGCUUUUCAAGGCAUGGCACCAUAUCCAUCUACUUCUGCCACGAAAAAGCUGCCCUACGAUAUAUUUAUUAAUCAUCGUGGCCCAGAUGUGAAAAAGACGGUUGCAACCACUCUCUACAAUACCCUAAAUGGCAUGGGCUUAAGGGUUUUUCUUGAUUCAGAAGAACUUGAAUUGGGGGAUUCCUUGCCAAAAGAAAUAGAAGAAGCAAUGCGUAGUGCUUCACUUCAUCUAGCUGUAUUUUCCAAGAAUUAUGCCCAAUCCCCUUGGUGUUUAGCAGAGCUUUCAUUUAUGCUCAAAACUGGCACCCAAAUUGUACCUAUUUUCUACCAUAUUCAGCCUGACGAUGUCCGAUAUGCAAAUGGGGUCUUCGCUGAUGCAUUUUCCCGGCACGAAAAGAAGCGUAGGCACACGCCAGAGAAGCUUCAGGAGUGGAAGAGUGCACUCUACAAUGUUCCCUAUGAAAUUGGUCACAUCGUUAAUACCAAGGAUGACGAGGUGGAGCUGCCCAAGAAGAUUGUUAAUUGUGUUUUGAAAGUAAUAAAAAAUGUGCCGUUUGUGGUUGCCAAACAUCCAAUCGGUUUAGAUGAAACUCUAAAUGACUUUGAAAUGACAAUUCAAUCUGCUGAACACCAACACCCUGUGCAUAUUGUGGGAUUAUGGGGUAUGGGUGGCUCUGGCAAGACCACUCUUGCAAAACAAUCUUAUAACAACAAAUACAAAACUAUGGAAAAGUACAGUUUUCUAUUUGAUGUUAGAGAUGCUGCUCAUAAAAGUGCAUUGCAUACUAAGCAGAAAGAACUAUUGGAGUCCGUUGGUCUCAAAGAUGCACAAGUGGACAAUAUAGAAGAGGGGAAGCGCAUGAUUGGUAACCAGUUGAGAUCUGUUAAAGUAUUGAUAGUGGUGGAUGAUGUGGAUAAUGUGGAACAGCUAGAUGCACUAUUGUCUAAUAAGGAUAACUUUGGAUGGGGUAGUUUGAUUCUUGUUACUACACGAGAAUUUGAAGUGCUUAGAGCUUGGGGUAUUUCAACGGUUUAUAAAAUGAAACCGUUGGAUCCACAUCAUGCUGAACAACUUUUUUGUUGGCAUGCUUUUUUGCAGUCCUCUCCAUUUCAAGGGUUUGAGUCUCUGGUUGAAAAUUUUCUUAAUGUUUGUGAUGGAUUGCCGUUGUCUCUGAAGGUUUUUGGAGCACAAUUGUAUGGCAACCUUAACAAAGAUUACUGGAUGCAUCAAUUGGAUAAGAUCUCCAGAAUACUGCCCAAAGAUAUCAAACAAAGGUUAAAAGUCAGUUAUGAUGCUUUACAUGACGAAGAAAAGGAGAUAUUCUUAGAUAUCGCCUGUUUCUUCAUCGGAGAAGAGAAAACUUUGGUUAUUAAUGUUUGGGAUGGAUCAAGGUGGAAUGGUCUUCACAGUUGGGAACGACUUCAGAAUAAAUGUCUUGUCGAACUUGAUAACAAUGAUCACAUAAGAAUGCAUGAUCAUCUAAGAGAUUUAGGAAGAGAAAUUGCAAAUCAACAACCGCCUUACAGAAUUUGGUUUCCAUAUCAGAUUAUUAAAGUUCAUAAUGAAGCACAGAGGAUUCGCAUUCGUGGAAUAACAUCUACAAUACCUGGAUCUACAAGUGGCUUCAAGGAGUUUCCUCAAUGCUCCCUUGGCGGGGAGGUUAUAGUUAACACUAGCGGAGGAUCUUGUAGCCUUUCACCGUCUUCACUUGGACUAAAAAUUUUUCAGGUUAGAGGAAAUUAUUAUAAUCAGGUAAUUGGCGUUAUGUCAAAAGAGCUACUGUGGCUUCGUUGGUUUAACAUAGGGCAGAAAAGUCUUCGUUCAUUGAAUCUGUUGAAGAAUUUGAGGGUUUUAGAUCUGCGUGAAAAAGUAACGAGAGAUAAUCACUUAGAAGAAUUGUGGGAGAUUGACACUGAUGCUCCUGUGCAGUUAAGAGGGUUGGUUAUUGAUGAAUGCUCUAAUUUUCAAAGGUUUCCAAACUCAAUAGGACGUCUCAUUCAUUUGAAGAAAAUAGUCGUUAAGUUUGCAAAAAGGCUGAAGAGUUUACCAGAAGAAUUUUGUCUUCUCCAGUCGCUGGAACAUCUGGAAUUAACUGCUUGUUCUGAGCUAUCAUCACUACCCUGUAACUUUGGCAAUUUGAAAAGACUGCGGUAUCUAAGUUUGAAUGUGAACCGGGAAUUUGGAUUGUUGCCAGAUUCUUGUAAGAAUCUCAUACUCCUACAACAUCUUGACCUAUGCUACUGUGAUAAACUUACCUUACAGUCAGGUAUUCUGGAAAACAUUACAAAGCUUGAGUAUGUGAAACUUUCUGAGUGCAAGCAAUUGGAAGUAUUGCCUUCUCACAUAACAAAACAGGAAUCGUUGAGGGAGCUCUACUUAGGUGGUUGCAGUAGCUUAAGGGAGGUGCCUAUGGACAUUGGUCAACUGAGGAAGUUGCGAGUGUUGGAGAUAGGGAGUCAGCUGCUGACAAGCUUACCGACUUCACUCGGAGAUUUGUCCUCCUUGACUAAUCUUAGGAUUGAAAACUGUCCCAAGCUGGAGUGUUUGCCGGACCAUGUGGGUAAUCUUAAUCUUUUAGAGAAUUUGGACAUAAUCUCUACAGGCCUGAAAUCCUUACCAAACUCAGUCAGGCAAUUGAAAAAUCUUAAAAAAUUGGUUAUAUACAGGUGCCCAAUCAGCGAAUUGAAUCUCAAGAUGGAGUCAUCUACUUCUUCGUUGUGCAACCUUAAAUGGAUAACGCUCUCUGGCAUAAAAGCGUCCAAAAUUUCCAUCUCUCGAGACUGUUGUCCUGUCAUUGAGACUUUUGAGCUUAGAAAUAUUCACCAGCUAACGGAGAUAGAAGUCCUCCCAACAACGGUAAAAGACUUGUGUUUGCAGGGUUGUAAAAUUCUGAAAAACAUCAACGGUAUUGUUGAUAUGGUGAACAUUGAAAAGCUGCGGAUAAUUAAGUGCCCCGGAGUGGAGGGACUUCCCAGUUUUGCACAAUUAGCUUCACUCAAAGAAUUUGUUCUUCAAGGCAGCUAUGGAGUGAAUAAAAUACAAGGUUUGGAAUAUUGUACAACAUUGGAGGAGUUGACAGCUGAUACCAGGUGGGAGGUGCUGGGUAUAGAAAGUUUGGAGCACAUGGAAAGAUUGAGAAGAGUGGAACUCAGAGCAAACAGGAAAUCAGGUGUUGAAAUCUGCAUUCAAAGCAUUAAGAAAUUGGCAGGUGAAAUUAUAGUAUGUACCCAAGCGGUCCCUGAUGCUGCCUUCCUUGUAAACUCCUUUGCCUUUCCGAGUCACUCUCUCGUUGACUCCUUGGCUAACCAAAAAAUUGAUUCCAAACCAAAAUUGGUGCAGAAGAGAUCGCCCAAUGGUGAUGCCAUUAUUGUAUGUUUUGUUAUAAGUUGUAGUACUCCGAAGAUCCAAUUCCGUAUAUCUUCUGUCAGUAAUGAAAUAUUUUCAACGGAGGUGGAGGAAGGUAGAUGGGUAUGGGCAGGUUUCUUCACACAACGUUCCAGGUCUCACAGAACAGAGGAGUACAGGGUAGAGAAAUGGGGUUCGGGCGAAGGUGAAGUGGAGAAAGGAUUGAUUGUGAUGGGAGAAGAGCACAGAUUGUUGGAGGCUUUUCGUCGUUUAUGGAUGCUUCUAGCAUUUUAGAAGUAAUUAUUUAAAAAUGUACAUAUCGUCAUUAUAUUUUCCAUAUUCUUCUUUUGUAGUCCAUUUAAAUUUUAAGAAAAGUCACCUUACUGUGCUAUGUCUUCCAGUUUCAUAUGUGUUCAUAUUUAUAUUUGGUGGUUCUCAUAUACGAUGAAGACCGCUACAAAGAGUUUCGCUGACAUUUACUA